AUGUACUCGUAUGCCACUCGGACGCACGGUGUGUGCCAGUGUGUUGUGAUUGUGUAUGCUGUGGUGUGUGAGUGUGUAGUGGGCCAUUUUAUUUGUCUCACCGCAAAACGGGGGACCCCGGGAACAUUCAGACGUGUCGCUCAGCGUGGCCGCUCGGCACAGCGGCAUCUUACAGCAAAAGCAUCUGCAACAACCGUCAACACUGUGGAAGCCGGUGAAAUUAUGGGACUGCUGAUUAACGUGAAAGCGCUUACCUUGCUGCUGCUGCUCCAGAUACCCGCAAUUUCUGCGGUCAGUUGGGAGGAAUGGUGGACGUACGAUGGUAUUUCGGGUCCGGCCUUUUGGGGUCUAAUCAACCCGGAAUGGUCAUUGUGCAACAAGGGACGCCGACAGUCGCCUGUCAACCUGGAACCUCAGCGAUUACUGUUCGAUCCAAAUCUACGCAUCCUGCACAUAGACAAACAUCGGAUAAGUGGCACGAUCGCCAACACAGGACACAGCGUUAUCUUCACCGCAGACAACGAGACAUCCUCAGCGUACGGUACGCCGCAGAUACCGGUAAACCUGACCGGUGGUCCACUCUCGUAUCGGUAUCGCUUUCACGAGAUACACGUACACUACGGACUGCACGAUCAGUUCGGUUCGGAGCACAGCGUUGAAGGCUACACGUUUCCAGCGGAGAUACAAAUCUUCGGCUACAACUCCCAACUGUACGCCAACUUCAGUGACGCGCUGUACCGUGCGCAAGGUAUCGUCGGUGUUGCGAUACUGCUGCAGCUCGGCGAUCUUUCCAAUCCCGAGCUGCGCAUGCUAACGGAUCAGCUCGAAAGGAUCCGGUACGGCGGUGAUGAAGCACCGGUACGCCGAAUAUCUGUGCGCGAUCUCCUGCCGGACACGGAACACUACAUGACGUACGAGGGUUCGACGACGGCACCGGCGUGCUACGAAACCGUCACCUGGAUCGUCAUGAACAAACCCAUCUACAUCACUAAACAACAGCUGCACGCACUCCGAAGGCUAAUGCAGGGUGGUCCAGAUCAUCCGAAGGCACCGCUAGGUAACAACUUCCGACCGCCGCAGCCACUGCUUCAUCGUCCCGUGCGGACGAACAUUGACUUUCGAAACAAACAGGAAAAGGGGGGAAAAAUAUGUGCAACUAUGUACAAGGACGUUCACUAUAAAGCUAAUAGCUGGAAACACAACUGAACGGAGGAAGCGCAACCAGGAGCAGUCGGAGCACGAGUCGGACGAGCUCGAUGAUAAUAGCUUAAUCGUGUUUGAACCGUGAAACUGAACCAUACGGUAUAACAGUGCGGUACGUUCCCAGGUGCUGCUGCUGUGAUUGAUUCCAUGUCCCCUGCUGCUGCUACUGCUGCUGCUGCUACUAGUGCUGCUGCUGUUGUAACAGACACCUUUGGAACGGCUGUGCCCUGCAUGAGCGCGUAUGUGUGGGUGCGUGCGUGCGUGCGUGUGUGUGUUUAUAUAUGGAUGUGUA
This is a messenger RNA of Anopheles maculipalpis, 1495 nucleotides long. It is a transcript of the gene CARPB, whose product is annotated as carbonic anhydrase-related protein 10. Gene Ontology annotation, molecular function: zinc ion binding; carbonate dehydratase activity. Lineage: Eukaryota; Metazoa; Arthropoda; Insecta; Diptera; Culicidae. The record is from RefSeq and is a predicted model, not a curated record.